AUGUCUUUUGUCUUUUUCCUCCUGACCGCUUCUUCACCUGCUGCAGAGAGCCUCUCAAAGCCCACCAUCUCCAUGAAUCCUGUUGGUGUGGUUACCUGGGGUCAGAACGUCAGCAUCACUUGUUCGAUCUCAACUCAGCAUUUAGGUGGAACAUUCCUCCUGCAGCAGACCUCAGGCUCAUUCAGAAAGACCCAAACAUCAAGUACCAACUCUGCUACCUUCAUUAUACCUAAAGUGAACUUUGAUAACGAAGGAUCGUACCAGUGUCAGUAUCAGACAAGUGUUUCAAGACGAGACUUCAGCUCCCCUUUAAGUGACUCUGUCAGAUUCUCUGUUACUGUGAGACUUCCAAAGCCCAGCAUCUCCAUGAAUCCUGCUGUUGAGGUUACCUGGGGUCAGGACGUCAGCGUCACUUGUUCCAUCUCAACUCAGCAUUUAGGUGGAACAUUCAUCCUGAUGAAAACCUCCAGCUCAUUCAGAAAGACCCAAACAUCAAGUACCAACUCUGCUACCUUCAUUAUACCUAAAGUGAACUUUGAUAACGAAGGAUCGUACCAGUGUCAGUAUCAGACAAGUGUUUCAAGACGAGACUUCAGCUCCCCUUUAAGUGACUCUGUCAGAUUCUCUGUUACUGUGAGACUGCAGCCGCCCAGCAUCUCCCUGACGUCUCCUAACAGAGGUUCAGAGGUCACCAGGAGUGACAGCUUUGUCUUCACCUGCUCCACUUCCUCCCACUAUCCCACUGGUGUUUUCUUCCUCAUCUUCUCUGGCUCCAACAUCACUGACCCCAAGCCAGCAGUCAACCACUCAGCCUCCUUUAACUUCCCUGCUGCUGAGUACGAACACCAGGGCAACUACAGCUGUGUGUAUGAAGUCACAUGGUCUACACGGAAAUACACUUCUCCCAUGGCUGCACCAGUUAGUGUCCUCAUCAAAAUGCCUUUGUUGCCGUUGGUCUCCUCAGUAGUAGGUCUGCUGCUGCUCCUACUGGUCUUCGUGGGGGUCUGUCUGGUUGUCAGGAGAAGACGACGAGCCAAGCAGCCUGGAACCCUUGUCUGUACUCAAUGUCUGUGCUCACCAGGACACAUAGAUUGGACAUUGACAAGCUGCGUGACUGUCAGAGGCAGCAAGGAGGAGGACUAUGUGAAUGUUGAUCCAGCACACACCAGGCUGAAACGCAAAGAGGAAGCAGGUAGAGAGGAAGGCGAGAAGAGUGAAGAUCAUGAUUAUGAGGAAAUGCACCCCAAAGCUAAUUCUGUAAAGGCCACAGAGGCCUGUGUCAGUGUAAAGGACAACAGAGAAGAAGAAGAAAGCAGUGAUGAUGAAGAUGACUAUGUAAAUGUAAACCAAAGCAGUGAUGAUGAAGAUGACUAUGUAAAUGUAACCCAGCCAUUUGUGAAACAAACUCUGGACAUUUAUGGAGAAAAUUACAAUAUAAAUAUGGUAUAGUCUAAAUGUGGGAAUGAGACACCUAAAGCAUCAGUCAGUUGGCGUCAAGAUUCUUAGGUUUGCCAUUUACCUACAUUAACUACCAUCUCUCCGACUACUG
Molecule: messenger RNA, 1549 nt
Organism: Micropterus dolomieu (smallmouth bass)
Lineage: Eukaryota; Metazoa; Chordata; Actinopteri; Centrarchiformes; Centrarchidae
Product: leukocyte immunoglobulin-like receptor subfamily B member 3A
Exons: 8
Coding region: 1-1449 (482 amino acids)
Source: RefSeq, a predicted model, not a curated record